This is a messenger RNA of Schistosoma haematobium, 1315 nucleotides long. RefSeq lists its product as uncharacterized. The record is from RefSeq and is a predicted model, not a curated record. The transcript has 6 exons. Lineage: Eukaryota; Metazoa; Platyhelminthes; Trematoda; Strigeidida; Schistosomatidae. Bases 1 to 933 code for a protein of 310 amino acids.
AUGAACUUUUUAAUUGGUGGUGGCACGGGAUUAAUAGGUCGAUCCCUUGUUUCAUCACUUCGAUCAACUGGACAUAAUGUACAAGUUAUCACACGCAGACCAAAGGAAAGAAAUGAUUUGAGCUGGGAUUCUAUCAAGAAGAAUGGUUUACCAAAAGAUGUAGAUGUUAUUGUAAAUUUGAGCGGUCGAAACGUUGGUGAAGUUAACCCACUAUUUCUUAUUAAACAGAAUUAUGAUAAAUAUAUUGACGAAGUUUUUUCCAGUCGUUUAGAUACAACCAAGCUUCUUGUUGAUUUAUCAAAAUCUGCCCCAAUUAAAGCAUUCAUAAAUGCAUCAGCGAUUGGUUUCUACCCUCCUGAUCCGCAAAUCACAUAUGAUGAAUCUGCUCCAUUCAGAGACUGUGGCUUUAUUACAAAUCUUGUUAAACGAUGGGAAGAUGCGGCUCAAAUACCCUCUAGACCUGAUAUUCGUCAAAUUCAACUGCGAAUAGGUGUAGUUCUUAGCCAAGACUCGAGUUUCAUUCGUACUUUUCACCGCAUUUAUCUCCUGGGGUUUUGUAAUCCGAUUGGUACUGGUCGUCAAUGGAUAUCUUGGAUUCAUUUAGAUGAUAUGGUUAGAAUAAUUGAAUACGUUGCUGACUCUAAACGAGUUUUUUCAAGCGGACCUGUCAAUUGUACAUCACCUAAAUCUGUUCAACAGGUUACUUUUGCUAAAGCCAUGUCUGAGUCACUUGGUGCUCCGAGUAAUAUCCUUUCCAAUGUUCCAGUCCCAUCGUUUCUUUUUACUUAUCUCCUUGGUCGUGAUCGUGCUUCCUUAGCUGUAGACGGUCAGCGUGUGAUUCCUAAGAAGCUCCUCAAUGCAGGGUUCGAGUUCACUUAUCCUGAUUUAGCAGAUGCUUUGGAGAAUAUUUUCGGUCGUCGACCUCGUUCAUAAAAGUCACAUUUUAACUUUUUAUUGAACGAAGUUAUCUCUUAAUAAAAUAUAACUAACCAUGUUUUUCUCUUGUUAUCUGUCCAACCAUGAUAGUUAAAUCUAUUUGCACCUAAGUACCUUUCUACUGUCUCACAUAUGCAUUAUUUUUUCCAACGCUAAUAUUAUGACUCUUCCUACAUGGAGACUUUGUGUUAUGUAGCUGUUUCACCACUCACCAGUAAAUUCGAAAUAUUUCAGUUUUUAGGAGCUAGUUUUUGCUACUUUGUGUAUAACUAAGCAAUACAAUUCUUUAUAUUCUGCAAGUUUUUUUUGCUCUGCUAUGAUUUGUAAUGAUCGUCGAACGUGUGUGUCGGUCGAUAACACUAAUAAAAUCUAUCUUAGG